Messenger RNA from Plasmodium vinckei vinckei, 951 nucleotides. Its product is annotated as conserved Plasmodium protein, unknown function. NCBI's taxonomy places the organism in Eukaryota, Apicomplexa, Aconoidasida, Haemosporida, Plasmodiidae. The coding region runs from base 1 to 951 and encodes 316 amino acids. The transcript is spliced from 3 exons. The record is from RefSeq and is a predicted model, not a curated record.
AUGACACCCAAUCACGUUGCAAAAAAACCAGUAAAAAGCAAUCCUUACGCAAACUUUGCUGAUGAGAAUGAAAUUAGGGAUGCCCCAAAUGUCCACGAUUCAAUAAAGACUAUGCAAUUGAGAAUUGCCCAUUUGAUGAAUCGAAAUAAAAAUGACGAUGAUUUAAAAAAAAAUGUCAAUUUUAAUGAAUCUCCAGGAACAGAAAGUGGUGUAGGUACGAAAAAGUUAAGUGCAGAAAAUUCAGCUAUUUCCAAACUCCUUAACAAUAAAUUAUUUCAAAGAAAUUCAUGCCCAAAUGUUUCAAUUCCUACCAAUAAUAAGAGUAUUGAUAAAGAACCAGUUUUAGGCAAAAGCCCAAAAUCAUUUGCACACGAUAAAAUCUCAAAUCUAAAUAAAAUGAUAGAUGCAAAUUAUAAAAAAAAAUUAACCACUACUUUGCAAACGAGAAAUAAUAAAUAUGAUGAUAAAAAAAACAUAAAAUGUGAUAGUAAAGAAAGAAAUAGUAAUAUUAAAAAACAAAAUGUAAGUAAUAGCUUUUGUAACAAAAUAAAAAAUUUGUCAAUAAAUAGAUCAAAAUAUUCUGGUCUCACACAUGUAACUAGUGAUAAUGAAGAAAAUAACACUUGCAUAAAUAAAUUCCAGGAUAGUAAAUCUUAUAAAAGUCGAAGUUUGAUAAAAAAUGAAACAAAUGAUUUGUCUUACUUCAAAAAUAAAAAUACUCUUACAGAUGAUUCUACCUGUACACCAGAUGAAGAAAAUAGUAAUAAUGAACUACCCAAAAAAAAAAGUACACAUUUUUUUUUAUAUUUUUUAAAUUUAAAAAAAAAAAAAAAAAAAAAUCGUAAUUCCAACGAAGACAAACAAAAAACUCAAAAAAUUCCUAGCUAUCCAAAUGAUAUUACACCUCCCAAAAAAAAUAAGAGAAGCUUAAAGCAUUUAUUUUUCCAUUAA